This is a messenger RNA of Mytilus trossulus (common blue mussel), 773 nucleotides long. Its product is annotated as piercer of microtubule wall 1 protein-like. NCBI's taxonomy places the organism in Eukaryota, Metazoa, Mollusca, Bivalvia, Mytilida, Mytilidae. Gene Ontology annotation, cellular component: axonemal microtubule. Bases 142 to 462 code for a protein of 106 amino acids. The transcript has 4 exons. Gene Ontology annotation, biological process: axoneme assembly. The record is from RefSeq and is a predicted model, not a curated record.
GCGAAUAUCCUUCGAACGCACCGUGCUUUGGUUUAAAACCGGAAGCGGAAGUGUCAUUCGUUAGCAACAUACCUAACAACAACAUUUUAACAAGUGUAUAUCUGGCAAGACAAAAGCUACCAAGUUAUCAAACAAAUAACAAUGGCAGACACUCAACAGGAAGCUGUAAAUAUUGGACCUGGAGGUGUCCCAGAAGGAGCAAAAACUUCAGAAUACUACAAAACAGAUGAACAUUUACCACAGCGAUUUGACAAUCCUGGAUGGUUCCAAGGUUAUGGAGGUAAACAACAACAUCCAAUGUAUAGGACUAGUGGUCAGGACUAUGGUUCAAGAGUACCAACAGUACACAAUAUGCCUAAAAGUUUUCAUGGACGAACACAAAAAUUCUCAAAACAUCUAGGAAAAUGUGGUAUGUACAGGAACCACUCAAUGAACACUGCCUUGGAUCAGAGUAAAGUGUGAUCAUAUUUAUUCUAGACAAAAACAAUAUUUGUGACACUGUAAAAAAUUGUUGUUAUUGAAGUGUAAAUGAGUGAAAAUUAUAUUCUGAAUGUAUGGUGUAUGAAUGUGUGUGCGGAAGCAACAAAGUUCACUGUGUAUGCAAAUAUUCCUUGAAACACUGGACAAGAACAUCAUGUUGGAAAUCAUUUUAAUUCAAAAGGGAACACUUCUUAAUAAAUACAUGUACUUUUGUCAGUUAUAUUCUGUGUGAUGUUUUCUGUAUUGUUGUCUUGUAUAGUUUACAGAACCAAAUAAAAUUGAAAAAAAACAAA